CACGGGCGCAGCCCUGUGACCUCAUAGAGCGGCGCCCGCAGUCUGAACUCGCGAUGCCAGGCAGGCUCCAUGGUUCUCGCCUCACUUCAUCGUCGUCACCGCUCAGCGUCCGGGAAGCCGCGCAGGAGCGUGUGUGAAUUGGAAGCGGUUUCGGACGUGGAUGCGGCGUUUUGUCGCUGCUAGUGGUGUCUGGAGAGGUUCGGGCUCGGUCCUUAGGUCCUGGCUCCCAGAAGCAAGAUAACUCAAGUGAAGCAAUGAAGGAAGAAGAGGGAGGUUGCUGGCCUUGGAUAUCAUAAUUUCCGGGGACAACUUUAAGUGGACACUAAUAUUUCUGACUAGGAAAACUUCAUGGCAAAUGCAGAAGAGACAAAGACGUAUAGUCCAUGUUUUCCACUAUUUUCUGAGCACAGAAGAAAAUGAUCAAGACCCAGGAAUCACUGACCCUGGAGGACGUGGCUGUGGAAUUCAGCUGGGAGGAGUGGCAGCUCCUGGACACUGCUCAGAAGAACCUGUACCGGGAUGUGAUGGUGGAGAACUAUAACCACCUAGUAUCACUGGGGUAUCAAACUAGCAAACCAGAUGUACUCUCCAAGUUGGCGCAUGGACAAGAACCAUGGAUAACAGUUGCUAAAAUCCAGAAUAAAAAUUGUCCAGGAAUCGGGAAAGUUGACAGUCUUCUGCAAGAGCACUCUCUAAACCAAAGACUUCUGAAGAGUGUGCAGCAAUGCAAUGGACAGAAUACACUUAGAAAUACUGUACAUCUCAGCAAGACACAUUUUCCUAUAGUGCAAAAUCAUGAUACAUUUGACUUGUACAGAAAAAAUUUGAAAUCAAGUUUAAGUUUAAUAAACCAGAAGAGAAGACAUGGAAUAAAUAACCCUGUUGAGUUUAUUGGAGGUGAGAAAACGCUUAAGCACGAAUGUAUGCAUGCUAAAACUAGAUUUUCUGAAAAUGCAAAAUGCAUCCAUACUAAAUUCCAAGUCUUUAAGCAUCAGAGGACUCAGAAAAUUGAGAAACCCCAUGCAUGUAUUGAAUGUAAGCAAACCUUCCUUAGGAAGUCUCAGCUCAUUUACCAUGAGAACAUUCAUAUACCAGAAAAUCCUGGAAGUGGUCAAUGUGAGAAAUUAUCCAGAAGUGUCCUGUUCACUAAGCAUCUGAAAACUAAUACAAGAGACAAAAUCUGUAUACCCAAUGAAUAUAGAAAAGGCUCUACUGUGAAGAGUAGUCUCAUUGCACAUCAACAAACCCAUACAGAAGAGAAAUCCUAUAUGUGCAGUGAGUGUGGAAAGGGCUUUACAAUGAAGCGCUAUCUAAUUGCUCAUCAGCGAACUCAUAGUGGAGAGAAACCUUAUGUGUGCAAUGAAUGUGGAAAAGGUUUCACUGUGAAGAGCAAUCUCAUUGUACAUCAGCGAACUCAUACAGGGGAGAAACCCUAUAUAUGCAGUGAAUGUGGAAAAGGCUUCACCAUGAAACGCUAUCUUGUUGUACAUCAGCGAACUCAUACUGGAGAGAAACCCUAUAUAUGCAGUGAAUGUGGAAAAGGCUUUACCGUGAAGAGCAAUCUCAUUGUACAUCAGCGCUCCCAUACAGGAGAAAAAUCUUACAUAUGCAGCGAAUGUGGAAAAGGCUUCACUGUCAAACGCACUCUCAUUAUACAUCAGCGAACUCAUACAGGAGAGAAAUCUUACAUAUGCAAUGAAUGUGGUAAAGGCUUCACCACAAAGCGCACUCUUAUUAUACAUCAGCGAACUCAUACAGGAGAAAAACCCUAUGAAUGCAAUGAAUGUGGUAAAGCCUUCAGCCAGAAAAUAUGCCUCAUACAACAUGAGAGAUGUCAUACAGGAAAGACUCCCUUUGUAUGUACUGAGUGUGGAAAAUCCUAUUCACACAAAUAUGGUCUCAUUACCCAUCAGAGAAUUCACACAGGAGAGAAACCUUAUGAGUGCAAUGAAUGUGGAAAAGCUUUCACCACAAAGUCAGUACUCAAUGUACAUCAAAGAACGCAUACAGGAGAGAGGCCGUAUGGAUGCAGUGAUUGUGAGAAAGCCUUCUCCCACUUAUCAAACCUUGUCAAACAUAAGAAAAUGCACACAAGAGAAAUGGGUAGAAUCAGUCAAGUUGAAAACUCCUGUAAUGAAGAGUCACAGCUCCUUCCUUACAAGUGAACUCAUACAGAAUGAAAACCCUACUAGUGCAGUGAGGCCAGGCACGGUGGCCCACGCCUGUAAUCCCAGCACUUUGGGAGGCCGAGGCAGGUGGAUCACGAGGUCAGGAGAUCAAGACCAUCCUGGCUAACACAGUGAAACCCCAUCUCCACUAAAAAUACAAAAAAUUAGCCAGGCAUGGUGGCGGGUGCCUGUAGUCCCAGCUACUAGGGAGGCUGAGGCAGGAGAAUUGUGUGAACCCAGGAGGCAGAGCUUGCAGUGAGCCGAGACCACGCCACUGUACUCCAGCCUGGGUGACAGAGCGAAACUCAGUCUCAAAAAAAAAAAAAAAAAAAAAAAAACCCUACUAGUGCAGUGACUAUGGAAAUGCCUUUUGUGGCAACUCAGACUUCAUUAAACAUCAGUGUGUUUCUAGCCAUUUGGAACAUAAACAUGGUGCGGCCUGUUGACAGAUGUGUGUCUGUCCUCAGGAGUUAAAAUAAUUUGCCCUAGAGAUCAACUUGAUGAAUACAGUAAAUAAGGUAGUGCCUUCAGUGGUCUUUUACCUCAUAUGUUCUGUCAAUGAAAACAUGUUGAAUAAACUAUAUUAAUGUGGAGAUGUUUUGAGCAAUAAUUUCUGCUCAUAUGUCUGAAAAGUAUACAGAGAUAAAUUCUGUGAAUGCAGAGACUAGGAAAAGUCUGUGGAAAGAUAGACUUUAUUAUCGGUGUCAUCAUAGAUUUCAAUGUAAGUGAGCUUAUUGUUGAUAGAAAUAUGAUGACCAUGACAAAGCCUUUACUCAGAAAUAUGACCUCGGUGAGUGUCAACGUUUACGCUGGAGAAUAAGGUGACAGUAUUAAUGGUAGGAUUUCAGUGACGCACUCAGCUUCAUCAUUUGUCAGGAGAUCACAUAGAAAGUAAAAUUGUUCCGAACAUGCUAUCAAAUAAAUGUGGAACACCUUUAGCAAAACAUCAAGAGCUCAUGAAGGCAUGAAAUGUGGUGAAAAUGAUGAAUAUUUGAGUGCUUAACCUUAAACAUCAGCUAAUACACCUGGUGUGCAUUUUCAGACAGGAUACCUUAAUCCUCAUUUCUAGUUGCCUUGCCAAUGAUUCCAUAAUAUACUGUGUCUCAUUACUGUUUAUUUUUACUGUUUUGUAAAAUUGUGGUAUAAUAAGAAAUACAUUUGGUCUUUGUUCCUGGUUCCUGGCACAGAGCUCCUAAAACCCUUAAAAUUUCAUGAGUGAUAGGAGUGGGGUUUUUUUGUUUGGUUGGUUGGUUUUUGCUGCUGUUGUUAUUCAUAGCACUGCCCUUUUCAUUACACCUGAUUAUACUACUGAGGUGACUUAUGGUUGGUGCCUAGACAGCCUCUGAAUGGGGCUGUUCCCUAGGAAGAUCAAGUUAACUAGAGGAUGGAAACUUUGUGCCCAUUUCUCCCACCUCCUGGAAGGGGAGGGGGGCUGGAGAUGAGAUUAGACAAUGAGAUUAAGAGAACUCCAAAUAGCCCAGGAGGGUGGUGUACCCCCAACUUCAUAGGGAUAGCGACUCCUAAGAUUAGGGGAACCCUUUUUAGGCUUUACUCUAUGUACCUCUUCAUUUGAGUGUUGAUUUGCGUCCUUUAUAACCAGUAAAACAAAGUACACUGUUUUCUUGAGUUUUGUGAGCCCUGUAGCAAAUUAUCAAACCUGAGUAGGGGUAGUGGGAACUCGGAAUUUAUCACCAUUCAGAACUGCAGGUUGUCCUUGUGAGUGGCGUCUGAUGUGGGGGCAGUUUGGACUCAGCCCCUUAACUUGUGGAGCCUGCACUAACCUGGAGAAGUUGGUGUCAGAAUUAACUUGUAGAACACCCAGUUGGUGUGGGGGAAUUAGAUAAUUUAUUGGUGUCAGGAAAUACCCCAGAACCACCCCAUAUUAUGAUUAGCUCUUUUCCUGUCUUUGGCUCUAAGCUUAAUAGUCCAUUAAGCAAACUGAAGUAGUUUAAAAAGAAACUGAAUAUGUUAAAUAUAUUAACAACAUAUUUGGACUUGCUUGACUAAGAUUAUACAGAUGAUCAGUUUAUAAAACCACCUUCAACUUAAAUAAAUUUGAACUCAAAAGAAAUUGCCAAACUAAUCUAGAGGCUUUGCUAGUAUCCUUCAACCAACUUCUAGGAAAAACAUCCUACAUAACCAUAAUUAUCAAAACCAGAAAAAACAACAUUGGUAGGAUACCAUAAAGUAAACUAAUCUUAUUUGGGAUUUGACUAAGUUUUACAUGAUUAUUUCUUAGUUUGUAAGUUGUAUUACAUGUAUAGAUUCGUGUAACCACUGCAACCACAUAAAACUAUUUAAUGAACACAAACUUCCUCAUGCUACCUUUUUAUGCUUACACUCCAUCCAAACCUAACUCUGCCAACCAUUUUUCUCCUGUCAGUAUAAUUUUCAUCAUUUCAUGAAUGUGAUAAAAAUAAAGUUGUUUUUGUAAAUGGUUUUUGUAAAUUUUAUAUAAAUAAGUUAUAUAAAUUUUUGUUGAUAGUAUGUAAGCUUUUGGCAUUUUUGUCACUCAGCAAAUUACUCCUAAGGUUUAUAUGAGUUGAUGAAUAAUUGUUUUAUUAUUAUUUUUUUUACCACCAUGUAUCUAACCAGAUGAAAGUUGUUUAUAUUAGAGAGUAGUAUACAUAUUUGAUGUACUAGUUUGUUUAUCCAUUCACCUAUGAGAGAGAUUUGCACUGUUUUCCUGGUUUUAAGUGUUAUAAAUAAAGAUGCUGUGAAAUCUA
Messenger RNA from Macaca mulatta (Rhesus monkey), 4894 nucleotides. It is a transcript of the gene ZNF614, whose product is annotated as zinc finger protein 614. Gene Ontology annotation, molecular function: RNA polymerase II cis-regulatory region sequence-specific DNA binding; DNA-binding transcription factor activity, RNA polymerase II-specific. Gene Ontology annotation, biological process: regulation of DNA-templated transcription. The record is from RefSeq and is a predicted model, not a curated record. NCBI's taxonomy places the organism in Eukaryota, Metazoa, Chordata, Mammalia, Primates, Cercopithecidae.